CCAGAGGUUGGGCGGCAGAGGCGUGGCUGAAAGGGACCGGGGUUCAGGGUUUGCUCCUGGUGUGCCUGGCGUCUGUCAUUCAAUCGGAGUCCUUGAGCUUCGAGAACGGCCGGGACAAUGGCGGGAAUUGGACUGGGCUCGGAGGCGCUGGACCUGGAGAAGCUGCGCAUGGCCGGCGCCGGCGUGGCUCUGGCCGUGCUCACCAGCGGCGGGGAUGCACAAGGUAUGAAUGCUGCUGUCCGAGCUGUGACUCGCAUGGGACUAUAUGUUGGAGCGAAAGUAUUCCUGAUCUAUGAGGGGUAUGAAGGGCUGGUGGAAGGAGGAGAGAAUAUCAAGCAGGCAAACUGGCUGAGCGUGUCCAACAUCAUUCAGUUGGGUGGCACCAUCAUUGGCAGUGCCCGCUGCAAAGCUUUCACCACCCGGGAGGGCCGCCUCAAGGCUGCUCACAAUCUAGUACAGCAUGGUAUCACCAACUUAUGUGUCAUUGGCGGAGAUGGCAGCCUGACUGGUGCAAACAUCUUUCGCACGGAGUGGGGUGAACUGUUAGAGGAGCUAGUCAGUGAAGGGAAGAUCACUGAUGAGGUGGCUAAGACAUAUUGCCAUUUAAACAUUGUGGGUCUGGUGGGGUCCAUUGACAAUGACUUCUGUGGUACAGAUAUGACCAUUGGCACUGACUCUGCACUGCACCGUAUCAUGGAGGUGAUUGAUGCUAUCACUACCACUGCCCAGAGCCACCAGAGAACCUUUGUGUUGGAAGUGAUGGGCAGGCACUGUGGGUACCUUGCACUAGUUUCAGCUUUGGCUUCUGGUGCCGACUGGCUUUUCAUCCCUGAAUCACCUCCUGAGGAUGGCUGGGAGGAUUCCAUGUGUGAGAGGCUUGGUGAGGCACGGAGCAGAGGAUCCCGGCUAAAUAUUAUCAUCAUUGCUGAGGGCGCUAUUGACUGGACUGGGAAAGCUAUCACCUCUAAUUACGUCAAGGAUCUGGUUGUGAAGCGUCUUGGCUUCGACACACGUGUGACAGUACUGGGCCACGUCCAGCGCGGUGGGACCCCCUCAGCAUUUGAUCGAGUUUUGAGCAGCAAAAUGGGUAUGGAAGCUGUGAUGGCCUUACUGGAAGCAACACCAGACACUCCAGCCUGCGUUGUGAGCCUCUCUGGGAACCAGUCGGUGCGUCUACCCCUAAUGGAAUGUGUGCAAGUGACCAAGGAUGUCCAGAAAGCAAUGGAUGAGAAAAGGUUUGAUGAAGCAAUCCAGCUCAGAGGGAGGAGCUUUGAAAACAACUGGAACAUUUACAAGUUACUUGCGCACCAGAAACCAGAACAGAAAAAGAGCAAUUUCAACAUCGCCAUCCUCAACGUGGGAGCCCCGGCAGCAGGCAUGAAUGCAGCAGUCCGCUCUGCUGUGCGUGUUGGGAUUUGCCAGGGCCAUAUGACAUUUGUGGUGAACGAUGGCUUUGAAGGCUUGAGCAAGGGACAGAUCCGAGAAGUGGGAUGGCACGAUGUGGCAGGCUGGUUAGGCCGUGGUGGGUCCAUGCUGGGGACCAAGCGAACUCUCCCAAAGACAUGCAUGGAAAAGAUUGUAGACACCAUCCGGAAAUUUAACAUCCAGGCACUGCUGGUCGUUGGUGGAUUUGAGGCCUAUGAAGGAGUAUUACAACUGGUGGAGGCGCGUGGACAGUAUGACGAGCUUUGCAUUAUCAUGUGUGUGAUCCCAGCUACCAUCAGUAACAAUGUGCCUGGGACAGAUUUCAGCCUGGGAUCAGAUACGGCUGUCAAUGCUGCCAUGGAGAGCUGUGACCGCAUCAAGCAAUCUGCUUCUGGCACGAAACGGCGGGUGUUCAUUGUGGAGACUAUGGGGGGUUACUGUGGCUACUUGUCAACAGUGACUGGCAUUGCAGUUGGAGCCGACGCUGCCUAUGUGUACGAAGAACCUUUCACCAUCCAUGACUUAAAGGCAAAUGUUGAACACUUGACUGACAAAAUGAAAACGGACAUUCAGAGAGGCCUAGUUCUGCGAAACGAGAAGUGCCAUGAGCACUAUACCACUGAGUUCCUCUACAACCUGUAUUCCUCGGAGGGGAAAGGGAUAUUCGAUUGCCGGAUCAAUGUCCUUGGUCAUCUUCAGCAGGGAGGUGCUCCAACCCCAUUUGACCGCAACUAUGGCACCAAGCUGGGGGUGAAAGCUAUCCUGUGGAUGUCAGAUAAGCUGAAGGAGGUUUACCGCAAAGGUCGUGUGUUUGCCAACGAUACCAAUUCUGCUUGCGUGAUAGGGCUGAAGAGGAAGACGGUGUCCUUUAGCCCUGUGACUGAACUCAAGAAAGUAACAGAUUUUGAGCACAGGCUACCCAAAGAGCAGUGGUGGCUGAACCUGCGCUUGAUGCUGAAGAUGCUGGCCCACUACCAGAUCAGCCUGACUGAAUACGUGUCUGGGAAGAUGGAGCAUGUCACCCGGCGAACACUUAGCAUUGAGAAGGGGUUCUAGCUACCACCUGUUCCUUCUCCCCUCCGGCACAUAUUUGCUGUAGCCCCUCCCCACCCCCAGCCUUCUCAUGCCUUACGAGUGUAGUGCUGGUACCACUGUGAGCCUGCAGGAGUAUGGCUGGGGGCAGUGUAGCUGCUUUCUUGUGCAGGGCUAUGAGAUGGGGAGGAGGGCAGGCAGGCAGGCAGGCUUUCCUUGGUAGCAGAAGUGUGGAUACAGGCCUUGGAGUCCAUUCCAAUAUCAGAAGCUAUUGCUUUAUUCUCACUAUUCAGGUGUUCCUUAAGGCACCUGAUGAGUCCUGCUAGGGCCCAAGAACUGCUGUUGGCCACUGUCGUAUCACCCAGCAAAACCUUACCUGGCAGGUCUUUCAUCUUCAUGUCUUGCCCACAAAGGAGCCAGAAAAGAGCUCUGCCAGAAGAGCUCUUCUUUUUCCCUUUGGUUGGGCUCCUAGUGCCAACUAGGCGAGGGCAGCAUAUCUGAACACUUGGUUGGGAAGGCAGCAUUCUGUGGCUUUACAUGGAGAACAGUCUUCUCCAUGCCCAUCUGACUUAGUGUGCCUGAUUCACUGUCUAUAGCUAGUGCUAUAAGGAUGCCACUGCCACCACUGUGGCCAUGUUGUAUCUGCACUCUGUCCCGGAUGCAGUUCUGUGACCUCAGUGUCAUGUUAUCACUGUAUUUGUCUGUGGCACUGCUUGUGUCCUGUAGAAAUUUUAAAAAUCACUGAAUCAAACCUGUGUGUUGGCUGAUUCUGCUUUUGGUUGGUGAGCUAAUUUUAUCAUGGUCUGGAACUUUAGUUUAAGGGGGAAAAAACCCUUUUUGGAGCAUGAUGUAUGGAAACGAAGGGGAAGAUGGGAGACUUUACAGUAAUGACCGUUCUGGCAUACUCCAGACAAAUAUUAACCUCCAUCCUGCACAGUUCCUUUCUUGCUUUCUGCUACAGCUAGAAUGCUGCUUCAGUUAGGCUACAUGGUAUCUGGGAUCAUAUAGUGAGAGAUUAUGGUAACAGUUCUAUGUGUUUACUGCCAGGUAUAAUCAAAGGUAAUUUUCAACACUUGCUUCGAGCCAGACCCUAAGUUUGUGCCAUGUGUAUCCCUUGUACACUUUUCUGGGAAGGGAGUGGCAGUGCCAAAACAAGAGGCCUGCCAAGUCUCUCAAAGCUAAGAAUCAUAUUUGAAAAUCCAUGACUGGAUCUUCUCAGUCUUUUUAAAAAGAGCAAUAGUAGCCAUACAGAGUUUUAAUUUAAAUUACCCAUUCUUUCCAUAUACACUUUUGCCAAUCUUUUUUUUUUAUGGUAGGAAAUAGACCACCCAGCACUAAGUCUGUUUUGGUCUUAGUUACAUUUACUCCACUUAGGAAAUGCUAAAACUAGCAGAUACUGUUCCUAGUGGUAAGCUACUGAGAGGUAUUGUCCCUGGGCCUUGGGAAAUGUUUU
Sphaerodactylus townsendi is the source of this 3910-nucleotide messenger RNA. RefSeq names its product phosphofructokinase, liver type (gene PFKL). The transcript is spliced from 22 exons. Gene Ontology annotation, biological process: fructose 1,6-bisphosphate metabolic process; fructose 6-phosphate metabolic process; canonical glycolysis. Gene Ontology annotation, molecular function: 6-phosphofructokinase activity; ATP binding; AMP binding. Bases 118 to 2481 code for a protein of 787 amino acids. Gene Ontology annotation, cellular component: cytoplasm; membrane; 6-phosphofructokinase complex. The record is from RefSeq and is a predicted model, not a curated record. Lineage: Eukaryota; Metazoa; Chordata; Lepidosauria; Squamata; Sphaerodactylidae.